Molecule: messenger RNA, 1948 nt
Organism: Propithecus coquereli (Coquerel's sifaka)
Lineage: Eukaryota; Metazoa; Chordata; Mammalia; Primates; Indriidae
Gene: STK4
Product: serine/threonine kinase 4
Exons: 11
Coding region: 92-1555 (487 amino acids)
Biological process (GO): protein phosphorylation; intracellular signal transduction; regulation of MAPK cascade
Cellular component (GO): cytoplasm
Molecular function (GO): protein serine/threonine kinase activity; ATP binding
Source: RefSeq, a predicted model, not a curated record
CGGAAGUGUGGGAGGGCCUGCGGGGCGGGCUUUGGGAGGCCCAGGGGGAGGAUGGAGCUGUGAGCGGGUCUGGGCGGCUGCUGGCAGCGCCAUGGAGACCGUGCAGCUGAGGAACCCGCCGCGCCGGCAGCUGAAAAAGUUGGAUGAAGAUAGUUUAACCAAACAACCAGAAGAAGUGUUUGAUGUCUUAGAGAAACUUGGAGAAGGCUCCUAUGGCAGUGUAUACAAAGCUAUCCAUAAAGAGACUGGUCAGAUUGUUGCUAUUAAGCAAGUUCCUGUGGAAUCAGACCUGCAGGAGAUAAUUAAAGAAAUCUCUAUAAUGCAGCAAUGUGACAGCCCACAUGUAGUCAAAUAUUAUGGCAGUUAUUUUAAGAACACAGACUUGUGGAUCGUUAUGGAGUACUGUGGGGCUGGUUCUGUGUCUGAUAUCAUUCGAUUACGAAAUAAAACGUUAACAGAAGAUGAAAUAGCUACAAUAUUACAAUCAACUCUUAAGGGACUGGAAUAUCUUCAUUUUAUGAGAAAAAUACACCGAGAUAUCAAGGCAGGAAAUAUUUUGCUAAAUACAGAAGGACAUGCAAAACUUGCAGAUUUUGGGGUAGCAGGUCAACUUACAGAUACCAUGGCCAAGCGGAAUACAGUGAUAGGAACACCAUUUUGGAUGGCUCCAGAAGUGAUUCAGGAAAUUGGGUACAACUGUGUGGCAGACAUCUGGUCUCUGGGAAUAACUGCCAUAGAAAUGGCUGAAGGAAAGCCCCCGUAUGCCGAUAUCCAUCCAAUGAGGGCAAUCUUCAUGAUUCCUACAAACCCUCCUCCCACAUUCCGAAAGCCAGAACUGUGGUCAGAUAACUUCAUGGAUUUUGUGAGGCAGUGUCUUGUAAAGAGCCCUGACCAGAGAGCCACAGCCACUCAGCUCCUACAGCACCCAUUUGUCAAGAGUGCCAAAGGAGUGUCAAUACUGCGAGACUUAAUUAACGAAGCCAUGGAUGUGAAACUGAAACGCCAGGAAGCCCAGCAGCGGGAAGUGGACCAGGACGAUGAAGAAAACUCAGAGGAGGAUGAAUUGGAUUCUGGCACGAUGGUUCGAGCAGUGGGUGAUGACAUGGGUACUGUCCGAGUAGCCAGCACCAUGAGUGAUGGAGCCAAUACCAUGAUUGAGCACGAUGACACAUUGCCAUCACAGUUGGGCACCAUGGUAAUCAAUACAGAGGAUGAGGAAGAAGAAGGGACUAUGAAAAGAAGGGAUGAGACCAUGCAGGCUGCAAAACCAUCUUUUCUGGAAUAUUUUGAACAAAAAGAAAAGGAAAACCAGAUCAGCAGCUUUGGCAAAAGUGUGCCUGGCCCACUGAAAAAUUCUGCAGAUUGGAAAGUACCACAGGAUGGAGACUAUGAGUUUCUUAAGAGUUGGACAGUGGAGGACCUUCAGAAGAGGCUCUUGGCCCUAGACCCCAUGAUGGAGCAGGAGAUUGAAGAGAUCCGGCAGAAGUACCAGUCCAAGCGGCAGCCAAUCCUGGAUGCCAUUGAGGCUAAGAAGAGGCGGCAACAGAACUUCUGAGCAAGGCCAGGCCGGGAGGGCCCCCUCCACCCAGGCCUUUGGUGAAUUCUGGAUUGCACACCUCGCGCCUGUUAGCCAGCACUUCUGCUCUAUUGUUUCUCCACAGCACCUUUGUGAACUCAGGAAUGUGCGCCAGUGGGAAGGGCUACCUUGACGGCCAGCAUGCCACCUUGAUGCAUUUACAUUGGUCAGGUGUAUUACUUCAAAGGAUUUAUAUUGGCGCUUUUAACUCAGAGUUUUAAACCCCAGGAACAGAGACUCCUAGUUGAGUGAUAGCUGGGAAAGUUUUACAUUGUCUUUUUGUUUUUAUUCUCCCAAUAGCUUUCAAUUGUUCUUUCUGGAAGACUUUUUAAAAAUAUAUAAAUAUGCAUAUAUAUAUAUAUAAAUUAUAAA